GGGGGCCCGCGGCCAAUGGGGCCGCGCGGCGGGGCCGGGGGCGGGGCCGUGCGCGGGGGCGCCGCCGUUGCCGUGCGCGCCGCCGGGGGCGGGCGGGCGUCGGGGCCGCCGAGAGGCCGGAGCGGGCCCUGCCCGCGCGGGACGGGGCCGGGGAGCCGCGGGCCCCCCCCGCCCAGGGCAGCCGCCAUGGUGGGCGCGCAGCAGCCAGAGCUGGCAGGGGGCCGGGCGGCGUCGGGCAGCGGGGAGCACCCCUACGAGUGCCUGGAGUGCGGCAAGGUCUUCAAGUGGUCGUCGCGCCUCAUCCACCACCAGCGCACCCACACGGGCGAGCGGCCCUACAAGUGCUCCGAGUGCCCCAAGGCCUUCAAGGGCUCCUCGGCGCUGCUCUACCACCAGCGCAGCCACACGGGCGAGCGGCCCUACAAGUGCUCCGAGUGCGGCAAGGCCUUCAAGCGCUCCUCGCUGCUGCAGAUCCACCAGAGCGUGCACACGGGGCUGCGCGCCUUCAAGUGCGCGCUCUGCGGCAUGGCCUUCAAGUGGUCCUCGCACUACCAGUACCACCUGCGGCAGCACACGGGCGAGCGGCCCUACAAGUGCAGCGCCUGCCCCAAGGCCUUCAAGAACUCCUCCAGCCUCCGCCGGCACCGCCACAUCCACACGGGCGAGCGGCCCUACGUCUGCGCCGCCUGCGGCAAGGCCUUCACCCAGUCCACCAACCUGCGCCAGCACCAGCGCACCCACACGGGCGAGCGGCCCUACGCCUGCGCCCACUGCGGCAAGACCUUCACCCACUCCUCCAACCUCCUCCUGCACCAGCGUACCCACGCCGCCGCCAGGCCCCACAAGUGCCCGGCCUGCCCCAAGGCCUUUGUCUCGGACGCCUGCCUGCAGAAGCACCUGCAGAGCCACGCCGCGCCGCCCCCGCCGCAGCCCCCGCCGCUGCUGCUGGAGGCGGUGGAGGCGGUGGGGAUGCUCUGGAAGUGCGGCGAGUGCCAGCUCGCCUUUGCCACCCAGGAGCUGCUGCUGGGCCACCAGCGCGGCCACCUCCGGCCGGACACGCCGGGGGAGACGGCGGCGACGCCAGCAGCCCACCGCUGCCCCACCUGCGGCAAGACCUUCAAGAACGGCUCGGGGCUGGCACGGCACCGGCACAGCCACGCCGCCGAGCGGCCCUACAAGUGCUCGCUGUGCCACAAGAGCUUCGGGCAGCUGGCCGGGCUGCUGGGCCACCAGCGGGGCCACUCGGCCGAGCAGCACCCACCGCCGGCGCAGCCGGAGGCCCCGCGGCCCCAACCGGUGCCGAGCGCAGUGGCCCCGGCCCCGGCCGAGCGCCCCUACCAGUGCACCGAGUGCGGCAAAGCCUUCAAGGGCUCCUCGGGGCUGCGCUACCACAUGCGGGACCACACGGGCGAGCGGCCCUACAAGUGCUCCGAGUGCCCCAAGGCCUUCAAGCGCUCCUCGCUGCUCGCCAUCCACCAGCGGGUGCACACGGGGCUGCGCGCCUUCAAGUGUGCCGAGUGCGGGCUGACCUUCAAGUGGUCCUCGCACUACCAGUACCACCUGCGGCUGCACACGGGCGAGCGGCCCUACGCCUGCCCCGACUGCCCCAAGGCCUUCAAGAACACCUCGUGCCUCCGCCGGCACCGGCAGCUGCACACGGGCGAGCGGCCCCACGCCUGCCCGGUGUGCGGCAAGGCCUUCGCGCAGACCUCCAACCUGCGCCAGCACCAGCGCACCCACACGGGCGAGCGGCCCUACGCCUGCGCCCACUGCGGCAAGACCUUCACCCACUCCUCCAACCUCCAGCUCCACCAGCGCACCCACUCCAGCGCCCGCCCCCACCAGUGCCCGCUCUGCCCCAAGGCCUUCGUCAUGGCCUCCUACCUCCAGCGCCACCUCCGCACCCACGCCGCCGGCCCCAAGGGACCCCCCCGCGCCGCCCCCCGCGACGGCCCCGUCCUGCAGGCCACCCUCAGCCUGGAGGUGGCGGCCCCCGACGCCCAGACCUUCCUGCUGGUGCAGACGGCGCAGGGCCUGCAGCUCAUCCCCAGCCCCCCGCCGCCCCCGCAGAAGCUUAUCCUGCUCCCCGCUGCCCCACGGCCGCCCCCCGAGCCCACCCCACGCCAGGGGGAGCCUCCGGGGCCCGGGCAGAGCCUCCUGCUGGUGCCCGGCACGGGGACGGCCCUGCCCGGGCUGCGGCUGCAGGCGGUGGCUGGCACCACACAGGGACCAAGUCCCGGUGUCCUCCUCCUGCAGGGCCUCCCUGAGCAGCCCCCACGCCAGGCAGGUGCCCCCCAGGGACAGGCAGCAGCAGAGGGGGCAAGCGUCCAGCUGGGAGCCCUGCCACAGCCCUCGGAUGUCACCAGCGUCCAGGUGCAGGCUGCUGAGGUGGCCAGCGUCCAGCUGCAGGCCACCGAGGUGGCCAACGUGGCCAAUGUCCAGCUCCAGGCCCUGCCACAACCCUCGGAGGUGGCCAACAUCCAUCUCCAAGCCCUGCCGCAGCCCUCUAAGGUCACCAACAUCCAGCUUCAAGCCGCUGAGGUGGCCAACGUGCACCUCCAAGCCUUGUCACAACCCUCGGACGUCACCAACAUCCAGCUGCAGGCCACCGAGGUGGCCAACGUGGCCAACGUCCACCUCCAAGCCUUGUCGCAGCCCUCGGAGGUGGCCAACGUGCAGCUCCAGGCGUUGCCGCAGCCCUCAAAGGUCACCAACAUCCAGCUCCAGGCCACCGAGGUGGCCAACGUGGCCAACGUCCACCUCCAAGCCCUGUCGCAGCCCUCGGAGGUGGCCAACAUCCAGCUGCAGGCCACCGAGGUGGCCGACGUCCAGCUGCAGCCCCCGGAUGUCACCAGCAUCGAGCUGCAGGCCGCCGAGGUGACCAACGUCCAGCUCCAAACCCUGCCACAACCCCCGGGGGUCACCGACAUCGAGCUGCAGGCCACCGAGGUGGCCAAUGUCCAGCUCCAAGCUUUGUCACAGCCAUCUGAGGUGGCCAACGUCCAUCUCCAAGCCACCGAGGUGCCCGACAUCCAGCUGCAGACUUCGGACGUGACCAGUGUCCAACUGGAGACCGCCGAGGUGCCCGGCAUCCACCUCCAAGCCACCGAGGUGCCCAACCUCCACCUUCAAGCCACCCCAGUCCCCAGCGUCCAGCUUCAGACCCUCCCGCAGCCCCCGGAUGCCCCCAGCGUCCACCUGCAGCCCGCAGAGGUGCCCGACCUCCAGCUCCAAGCCCUGGAGGUGCCCGACCUCCACCUGCAGGCCGUGGAGGUGCCCCCGCUCCACCUGCAGCCCCCGGCGGGGGCUCCCCCAGCCCCGCAGCCCCCCGGGGUGCCGCUGCCGGGGGGCUCUCCGGCCCCGGAGGUGCUGCUGGUGCAGGGGGGGGCGGCGCCGGCCAUGGGGCUGGGGGUGCUGCAGACGGCGGAGGGGCUGCGGAGCAUCUUGGUGCUGCGGGGGGCGGGCGCACAGCCCUCGGCCGGGACCCCUGCGGGACCCCCAAAAGUCCUGGUCCUCAGCGGGGAGCCGCGGCGGGGAGAGAGGGGGGCAGCGGGUGGCGAGGGGGGGGCGCAGGCCAUGGUGCAGCUGCUGCCCGGCCCCCCGGCCCCUCAGCUGCCGGCGGUGCAGGGGGUGCAGGCGCUGCCGGGGGCGCAGCUGGUGCACACCUUCUGAGGGGGGGGCGAGCAGCACGGACCCCAUGGCCACCAUGGCCACCCUGCUGCCACCGGGGUGGCCACGCGGACCCCCCAGGGCCACUACAGCCCCCCCAGGGCCACCAUGGCCCCCCCAGGGCUACGGCAGCCCCCACCUCACGGCCACCUCGCAGCCACCCCAUGGCUAAUGUGGGCACCCAAGGGAUCCUGCUGGCCACCCACAGCCACCCAGUGGUCCCAGUGGCCACCCAGUGGCCCCUGCUGGCCACCUAAGGACCCCAGUGCCCACCCAGAGCCACUCAGCGGCCGCAGUGGCUACUCAGGGGCCUCUGCUGGCCACCCAAGGGCCACCCAAGGGCCCCUCCUGGCCACCCACAGCCACCCAGUGGUCCCAGUGGCCACCCUAGGGCCCCUGCUGGCCACCUAGUGGCCCCUGGUGGCCACAAAAAAACCCCAGUGGCCACCCACAGCCACCCAGUGGCCCCUGCUGGCCACCCAAAGACCCCAGUGGCCCGAGUGGCCACUCAGGGGCCUCUACUGGCCACCCACAGCCACCCAGUGGCCACCCAGUGCCCCCAGUGGCCACCCCUCGCAGUGCUGCAGCAGGACGAGGUGGGAGGUGGGGGGGGCCCUAUAAGCACGGGGUUGCGGGAGCCGGGGGGGCAGCGCCGCGGUGGCACCGGCUCCGCCCGGACCCGCCCAAUAAACGGACCCUGCUGGCG
Molecule: messenger RNA, 4375 nt
Organism: Anas platyrhynchos (mallard)
Lineage: Eukaryota; Metazoa; Chordata; Aves; Anseriformes; Anatidae
Gene: ZNF628
Product: zinc finger protein 628
Biological process (GO): regulation of transcription by RNA polymerase II
Molecular function (GO): DNA-binding transcription factor activity; RNA polymerase II cis-regulatory region sequence-specific DNA binding
Source: RefSeq, a predicted model, not a curated record